UCCUUAGCAAUAGUAAGUACUAAGUACAUAUAUAUAAAAUACGAUUGGCUAUACUAUACUAUAGCCGAAAUUCCAUCUAAUUACUAUCUAAAUUAGACUUGCGGAACACUCUCUUUUUUUUAGUGUGUGUGUAAUUGUGUCCUCGCUCCUCCGGACCUCCGCAUCUGGCUGCAUAAUUACCAAUAAAUACAGUCAGUCGGUAUGUACUAUGUACAGUAAAUUGUCUGUACAUAAUAUCAUAAAAAUUAUACAUUUAAUCUAAAAAAAAAAACAGUGCUGUAAAAUAGAAUUGGCCCAAUUUAAAUAAUAAUAGUAGUAAUAAUAAUCUACACCGGUAUUUAUAAUCUGUAAUUGUUUCAUAUAGUGAAGUUGAGUGAAGUGUAUAGACAACACCCUUAAAUCUGUCAUUAAUAAUUUUUUAAUAUUUUUUUUUUUUUUUCUCAACCAAGCCUCUCUUUUUUUAUCUCUGUCUGACAUAUGUUUUUUUAAUGACACUAUAACGUGCUGCCAUGUGGAUAAAAAUUUCAACUAAAACAUUGUUUUAAAUCUAAAAAAAUAAUAACCAUUUUUUCUCUGUACUUUAAGGACAUUAAGGACAUUAAGGACAUAGUGAUUAUUGUGUAUAAAAUUAUAUUAUUUUUUUUUAUUAUGUUUUAAAUUGAAUUAAAUAGUUACAGUAGAUUGAUAUUUGAGAAUGAUUAUUACUUGAAAAAAAAAAAAAAAAAAUUAAUGGGUAUGACAAAGGUUCCUCGAAUAGCUAAAUUCACGCUCACACAUACUACCUUAAAAUAUAAUUUAUUGUAUGUGUGUAUAUCUCUUCCUUCCAUGAGAAGAUGGCCGCUGUGUUUCGGUAGUAAUUUCGUCAUUGUCUAGUGAAGUAUAUUGUUUAUCUUAAUCAUAAAAACAAUAAAAAAAAAUUUGAAUAUUAAAAUAAUAUCAUAUGUGUAAUUUAAAUAAUAUACUAUUGUAAUAUAUAAUAUAUUGUUUGACUUGUGUAAACAUAGUGGACUUGGUGAACAAAUAAAAUGCCAAGUGCACCGUUUAGUUCGUCGCGUAGCUACGUGAGGCGAUCAAGAAGAAAAAUAACCAACAGAAUCCCGCUUCCAUCUCGAACUACAUCCGCAGAACCAUGUGGUCUUUUGUGUCCAUCAUCAAAUCAAAUACCUUCAAGUGGUGGAGGAGCAGGUGGCGCAAGAGGUUCAUCACCAAGUGUAUCAGGUGUUGCAGCACCAUCACCAUCACCAAGUCCUUCACAUUCAUCACCAUAUGAUUUAAGACGUAAAAGUCCACCUCAUCCUGAUCCAGCACCUGGUACAAGUUCUGCAUUACCACCACAAGGUGGAAGUAGUAUUGUUGUUACACUUGGAUCUUUUCCUCUUCCUGCUAGAAAAAGACCAAGAAGAACGUGCUCAACGUCAACUGAUGGUUUAAAUACAAAUACAGCUGCACAUUAUCUUCUUUAUGAACUACCAGAUGAAGUUUUAUUAACAAUAUUUAGUUAUUUUCUUGAAAUUGAUUUAUGUCGUAUGUCACAAGUAUGCAAACGUUUUCAAGCAAUUGCUAAUGAUACAGAAUUAUGGAAAUCUCUUUAUCAACAAGUAUAUCAAUAUGAUUUACCAUUAUUUAAUCCAGCUCCAUGUAAAUUUGAAUUUAUAUCAUCUGAUGAAUCUGAAUAUUCAAAUCCAUGGAAAGAAAGUUUUCAUCAAUUAUAUAGAGGUGUACAUGUUAGAUCUGGUUAUCAAGAUAUAAAAUUAAAAGGGCGAAAGUUGCCAUAUUUUAAUACAAUCCAAGGUGCCCUGGAUUAUAUUGACGAGUACAAAAGUAGUAAUAAUACUACCAAUACUAACACAAGUGCAAGCCAAAAUUCUAAUUCUAAUUCUACUUCUAAUAAUAAUAACAAUAAUACUAAUAAUAGUAAUAAUAAUACUACUAAUAAUAAUACAGCAUUAAGUCCGAAUAAUCAGGCAACAAAUUGUCAAAAUACAAAUUUAAAUGAAACAAAUAAUGAAACACCUCAGCAUAUAGUAUUUCUACAUGCUGGUACUUAUCGUGGUGAAUUUCUUGUAAUUGAUAGUGAUGUUGCAUUAAUUGGUGCUGCACCUGGUAAUGUUGCUGAAUCAGUUAUUCUUGAAAGAGAAAGUGAAUCAACAAUGAUGUUUGUUGAAGGAGCUAAACGUGCUUAUGCUGGUCAUGUUACAUUAAAAUUUACACCAGAAGUUACUAGUACAGUACCACAUCAUAAACAUUAUUGUCUUGAAAUUGGUGAAAAUUGUAGUCCAACAAUUGAUCAUUGUGUUAUAAGAAGUUCUAGUGUUGUUGGAGCAGCUGUUUGUGUAUCUGGUGGUGGUGCAAAUCCAAUUGUUAAAAAUUGUGAUAUAUCAGAUUGUGAAAAUGUUGGUCUUUAUGUUACUGAUUAUGCACAAGGAACAUAUGAAGAUAAUGAAAUAUCACGUAAUGCAUUAGCUGGUAUAUGGGUUAAAAAUUAUGCAAAUCCAAUAAUGAGAAGAAAUCAUAUACAUCAUGGUCGUGAUGUUGGUAUAUUUACAUUUGACAAUGGUCUUGGUUAUUUUGAAGGAAAUGAUAUACAUAAUAAUCGUAUUGCUGGUUUUGAAGUUAAAGCUGGUGCAAAUCCAACAGUUGUACAUUGUGAAAUUCAUCAUGGUCAAACUGGUGGUAUAUAUGUACAUGAAAAUGGAUUAGGACAAUUUAUUGAUAAUAAAAUACAUUCAAAUAAUUUUGCUGGUGUAUGGAUAACAUCAAAUUCAAAUCCAACAAUAAGACGUAAUGAAAUUUAUAAUGGUCAUCAAGGUGGUGUUUAUAUAUUUGGUGAAGGUAGAGGUCUUAUUGAACAUAAUAAUAUUUAUGGUAAUGCACUUGCUGGUAUACAAAUAAGAACAAAUUCAGAUCCAAUUGUACGACAUAAUAAAAUUCAUCAUGGACAACAUGGUGGUAUUUAUGUACAUGAAAAAGGACAAGGUUUAAUUGAAGAAAAUGAAGUAUAUGCAAAUACACUUGCUGGUGUAUGGAUAACAACUGGAUCAACACCUAUACUUAGGAGAAAUCGUAUACACAGUGGUAAACAAGUUGGAGUUUAUUUUUAUGAUAAUGGACAUGGAAAAUUAGAAGAUAAUGAUAUAUUUAAUCAUCUGUAUUCUGGUGUACAAAUAAGAACUGGUAGUAAUCCUGUAAUACGUGGUAAUAAAAUAUGGGGAGGACAAAAUGGUGGUGUACUUGUUUAUAAUAGUGGACUUGGAUUACUUGAACAAAAUGAAAUAUUUGAUAAUGCUAUGGCUGGUGUUUGGAUUAAAACUGACAGUAAUCCAACAUUAAAAAGAAAUAAAAUAUUUGAUGGAAGAGAUGGAGGAAUUUGUAUAUUCAAUGGAGGCAAAGGUGUCUUGGAAGAAAAUGAUAUAUUUCGUAACGCUCAAGCUGGUGUUCUUAUAUCAACACAAUCAUAUCCAGUAUUGAGGAGAAAUCGUAUAUUUGAUGGUCUUGCAGCUGGUGUUGAAAUAACAAAUAAUGCAACAGCUACAUUAGAGUUUAAUCAAAUUUUUAAUAAUCGUUUUGGUGGUUUAUGUUUGGCAAGUGGUGUCAAGCCAACAUCAAGAGGUAAUAAAAUAUUCAGUAAUCAAGAUGCAGUAGAAAAAGCAGUUGAAAAUGGACAAUGUUUGUAUAAAAUAUCAUCAUAUACAUCAUUUCCAAUGCAUGAUUUUUAUCGUUGUCAAACGUGUAAUACAACUGAUAGAAAUGCAAUUUGUGUUAACUGUAUAAAAACAUGUCACGCAGGUCAUGACGUUGAAUUUAUCAGACAUGACAGAUUCUUUUGUGAUUGUGGCGCUGGAACAUUAAGUAAUCAAUGUCAACUUCAGGGUGAACCAACACAAGAUACAGAUACAUUAUAUGAUAGUGCAGCACCAAUGGAAUCACAUACAUUAAUGGUCAACUAAGUUUUUUUUUAAAAAAAACUAAAUAAUAAAAUCAAAUUAAAUUCAAGAGGUAAAUAAUCCUUAAAUUGAACAAUCAAAUUACUGAGGUAAUCGUGCGUACUUCAAAACGUGCCUCAUAAUAUAAUAACGACAGUAAUAAGUCGCUAAAUUUAUUUUAGAAAUAAUAGUUACAAUUUUUUUUAUUCUUCCAUAAUUAUUGUAUUAUUAAUUAAUUAUUAUUGACGAUAAUUUUAAAAAUCAAAUUUUUAAAAUUCUUUUAAUCUAUAUUUUUAUUUUUUUUUUUUAUUUUAUUUGUCAUAUUCUUUGUUGUAGUAAUCAUUUUAAUGUCGUUCAUGUACUGUCAUUUCACGAGAGAUUCUUUGACUAAAAUUAAAACAAAAAAUUUGUUUUUAAAUUUUACAUAUAUGUUUGUCGAAAACAAAAAAAAAAACCGGGAUAAAUGAAUCAUUAAAAAUAUUUUACUAUUUUAUUAAAAAAAAAAUUUUUCGUGAAUUGAAUCUCUUUUUAAUAUUUUAUUUAAGAACGAAGAAAAAAAAAAAAUAAGUUGUUAGAAUAAGCUUUGUAUAUUGUUAGCAAUUAUGAUAGAGCAACUUGAAAAAAAAACCGAAAAAAAAACAAAAAAAAAAAAAAUGAAUUUUAGUUUCAUUUUAUUUGUUGGAAAAAAAAAUUUUUUAAAUUCUCGAUAAUUAAGUUUUUUUGUGCGUCAAAAAAAACAUUAUGAUAUAAAUUAAUUGGCAAGUAUUAUACACGUGUAUAUGAUUUAUAAUAUUUGGUAAAUAAAAACCAAUUUAAUUUAAAUAUUUGCAUCACUUUUAAAAAAUAAUAAAAUUUAUAAAUAAUAGGCAGCGAGUUUUUUGUUAGCUCUUUAAAAGCAGCUAGAAUAUUAUGUAUAACAACACACUGCCACAAUUUUAAUAAAAAUUUUAUUAGCAUUAUUACAAACUCGAAAAUAAUAAUAAUAAUAAAAAAACACCUCUUUAAUGCCCUUAAUGACAGCUCAGUUUAUGUAUGACUACUGAGUUUGAAUUAUAAUCAAAAAAAUUAAAUUGUUUUUGGCAAAAUAAAAACAGGAGGAAAUAAAUAUAGAUACAUUCUAUAAUAA
Molecule: messenger RNA, 5049 nt
Organism: Aphidius gifuensis
Lineage: Eukaryota; Metazoa; Arthropoda; Insecta; Hymenoptera; Braconidae
Gene: FBXO11
Product: F-box only protein 11
Exons: 7
Coding region: 1026-3947 (973 amino acids)
Biological process (GO): ubiquitin-dependent protein catabolic process; protein ubiquitination; regulation of apoptotic process
Molecular function (GO): zinc ion binding; protein binding
Source: RefSeq, a predicted model, not a curated record